Molecule: messenger RNA, 1476 nt
Organism: Cladophialophora yegresii CBS 114405
Lineage: Eukaryota; Fungi; Ascomycota; Eurotiomycetes; Chaetothyriales; Herpotrichiellaceae
Exons: 4
Coding region: 1-1476 (491 amino acids)
Biological process (GO): carbohydrate metabolic process
Molecular function (GO): alpha-galactosidase activity
Source: RefSeq, a predicted model, not a curated record
AUGGGAGCCAAAUUCAAAGUGCCAUCACCCAGGGUCAAAUGGCUUCUGGUUGCUAUUCUACUCGAGACUGUUGCUGCAGCAAGCCUCAGUUACAACGGCCUCGCUCAAACACCUCAAAUGGGCUGGGACACAUACAAUGCCUAUGGCUUAGCUUACAACGAGAGCACCAUCCUCACCAAUGCGGAGCGGCUCGUGUCUCUUGGAUUCCGGGACCUGGGUUACCGUGUAGUGAUAUUCGAUGAUGCGAUGAGGGAGCUCAAGCGCAGCUCCAACGGCACACUUGUUGCUAACGCGGCCAAAUUUCCCUCUGGACUUCAAAAUAUAGCAAGCCAAUUGCACGAUUACGGUCUGGAUUUUGGCGUGUACAGCUCCGCGGGUCGGUUUACCUGUGGUGGCUAUCCUGGUAGUCUAGGAUAUGAGAGCCAAGAUGCAGCAUGGUGGGCAUCCAUGGGGGCCGACUAUCUGAAAUACGAUAAUUGUUACAACGAGGGUCUGUCAGGGACGCCGAAGCUAAGUCAGGACCGAUACGCGGCUAUGUCGAAUGCCCUGAACAGCACAGGAAGGGACUUUGUAUAUUCCCUGUGCAACUGGGGAGAUGAUAAGCCUUGGGAAUGGGCAAGCACCAUUGCCAACAGCGCCCGUAUUUCGGGAGACAUCAUGGAUAGCUUCAGUAUGCCCACCACAACCUGCCCCUGCGGUCCGGACGACUACUACUGUCAGGUACCCGGUUACGGUUGCUCAGUCAUGAAUAUCCUGGGAAAGGCGUCCUUCAUCCGCAGCAAGAACCAAGCCGGGUAUUACAACGACCUCGACAUGCUGGAAGUGGGUAAUGGAGGAAUGACCUACGACGAAUACAAAGUCCAUUUUAGCAUGUGGGCCGCCAUCAAAUCCCCGCUGAUCAUGGGAAAUAAAUUGGACCAGCUGUCCCCAGAAGAUUAUGCGAUCUUGACAAAUCCAGCCGUGUUGGCGAUCAGCCAGGAUCCGAGCGUGAGCGCCGUUUCGAGAACUGUAAGACAACAAGUGGAUGACAAGGAUGAGUGGGGCCUAGGGGACGUCCAAGUCUGGCAGGGUUCCCUCACCGGAGGCGAUCAAGUGGUAGCCUUCAUCAAUGCUGGCAACAACAGCCGGACCAUAAGUUACAGCCUGGUCGAAGUCUUUGGCGGGAUUCGCACCAACGAAAACGCGCAAAGGAGCUGGGAUCUGUUCGACGUCUGGGGGAAUCAGACGGUCAUGCCAAAUGACGUGGCCGCCCGAGUCUUGAACGGGACGCUUGCCGUGGCCAAUGCGACGGGGUACUACAAUGCUAGCGAGACAAGCUGGGCGUUGGGUCUGAAUCAGAGUAAUCCGCUACUCAUGGGCACUCCAGUUGGUAGCGUGCAGGGUGGAGGGUUACUGAGUGCCGAGGUACCCAGACAUGGUAUCAUGAUGUGGCGGUUGAGGGAAGCCGGCAGGUCGCAGAAGAGAGAUGAGCUCUGA